Molecule: messenger RNA, 2429 nt
Organism: Pecten maximus
Lineage: Eukaryota; Metazoa; Mollusca; Bivalvia; Pectinida; Pectinidae
Exons: 2
Coding region: 65-1786 (573 amino acids)
Source: RefSeq, a predicted model, not a curated record
AUGACAUUUAUGUAUGAAACGAAUACCAGUGUUCGUUUGUACGACAUAACUCAGAUGUCCAUCAAUGACAACUGAUGAUAACUCGUCCAUACGUCAUCAUCACACGGACAUCAACUGGACAGUCACUGUAUGGGGAGUUCCCGACUGGUCAAUCGUGUCCGGCCGGUGGACUCUAGCGUGGCUCAGUUACGUAUACGUUUUCUGUAUGGUCUAUCUCAUCAUUCUAGGGUUCGACCUUGUCCUGUACGCAAAGUUCCUGCGUCGUCUUACAAGGCAGCGCCUGCUCCAUACACUGUUGUGGUAUGUCACUGUGUGUAAUAUACUCCUGUUCGCCUUCCAUGUGGUGGAUCCGUACGGUUAUUACGGCAGAAUACCCCAAAUAGUCACCCGUGUUGUGUGGAAACUUCCGUAUCCGGUUUUAUCAGGAACAUUCUGUCUGUUACAGAUGGUGAUAAUGAAACUAACGAGACUCGAUAUCCCUUCCAUCCAACUCAAUGGUUACUGUUUCCUGAUGUUGGCUACCGGUAUCUACACAGCGGAGAUCGUAACAAUAGAAACACUCAUUUGUCUAUCGACCAUACCUGCUAAAUUGUCGUUUAUAACGGACGCUAUCUAUGUAGUUUAUGCUGUUUAUCUAAGUUGUUGUUUCAUAUACGGAGCGCCUAAAAUAGCUCGAUAUGCUAAGGAGGCCCAGCGAGCCAAGAAAGAAUUAAGUAAUCAUAGCCUGGCCAAAAUUGAUAAGAAGAUAUCCGAGGAAAGACGGAAUAAACCUAGAAUUAAUUAUCCACGGAUACGGACAAAUCAGUCAGGAAAUCGAAUUUCGUUGUUAAGUGAUUAUUCGUCAGGAUCGGAUAGCAAACAUGAAUCAUCUUUCAUUGAAAAGAAAAUGGCGAUAAGACGUGAAAAGACGGCUGCAUUUGCUGCUUGGUAUAAAAAUACAUUUUCACGAGACCGACCAAAUUAUGAUAAACGUUCUUGGAAGUCUCAGAAAAACAUGUUUUGUCACGAUAAAGUAAAAAUAAAAACGUAUAAUUCCUCUGGAUCAUUGGACGGGAGUAUGACACUACAAGACUAUAGCUCCAUGAACGACGAAAGUGCUAAUGAAAGGUCAACUUUUACAAUUCCCCAUUCCUCUUCUUACGAUCUAAUAGCAAACACGCAAGUCACUACAAAAACGUCAUUCCGAAAUAGAGCGUGCAGAGAGCGUCAUUCUAACGGGGAUGUGAGAAAACAAUCAAGAGAAGCUCCAAACGACGAUGGUGUUAAUGUGCCGAUAUUAUUAAACCCAUCCAUAUUAAUGACCAACGAAACAAAAAUAUUUGAAAGUGGUUAUGUCGCAGACAUUGAACGUGUUAGUUUAUACUCAGAGGACGACGAACAACAAAAGUGUAGGGCAAAUAGGCGACGUCGGAAACAUGAGGAAUACGUUCCGGAAGUGACGUUACCGAAUUCAUCAUCAUUUUUGAGCUUUCAGCGAUUACGACAAGGACGAAUGCUAAACGAGCUCGUCCGCUAUACCUACGUACUAACUGCCUUCGUCAUGCUGAGCUGUAUUGGAAGCGUGUACGCCAUACUCAAUUUGACCAGUCGAGGUAUUCAAAAUUCUCCGGCAGCCCAUCCAGUGUCUUGGUUAAUCAUCAAUUUCUUUCAAAGGUUUGUAGAAGCCAUGAUACUACUGAUUUGUUCAGCCGCUGUUCAUACGUCUGUAUCCUUCAAGUCACAUAAGACGAAGAGGAAACGAGUAAAAAAGGUUCACGACAGUUGUUCUGGUUGUGAAAACUACUAAAUACUUCUGCCAUCUUCCAUGAAACGUAUUUACGAUAGAAGUAUGUUGACAGGAGGGUGAACAUCGUCAUUAUAAUAACAUUGUAUUACGUUCUUUCGUCUCGCGAGAUGUCUUAGUUCCAGUUCCCCUACCGAGUGUAUUCAGUGUUCAAUUAUUUACCUUUCAUGUAUACAGAAAGUAACCGUAUUCUAAACUCGUCCCGAUUUUGUUUUCACGUUUGAACCUUUGUGUAACGAAUAUAGCACCCUUAUUAUUAUCCAUCGUUUCAAUUAACCUUCGUUUCGUUCUUUAAAGGAUAACAGAAAUAACAGACGACACAGAUUUUCAAAACCUUUUAAUGACUUGUGAAGCAAUUUCUAUCGACAGUAAUAUAUAUUUCGCUUUAUAUGUAUCGCAACAAUAAUUUUAUUUUACAACAUUUUUUAUGGAAAUAAGUAAUUCCAUGGUCGUCUUAUUUAUUAUGCUGGAAAAGCGCGUGAAAAAUAGUUUUACUAGUCAUCCAAUCCUUACGCAUCCUCGUGGGGGAUAAGAAUCGCACUCUGUCUGCCCAUGUGAACGACAUCAAUCUUAAAUAAAAUUUACCUUAUAUACAUGUAUACAUAUGUUUACAAAUAAAGUGGAAUAGUCUUUGUCAAGAACUCGA